Magallana angulata is the source of this 2317-nucleotide messenger RNA. RefSeq lists its product as uncharacterized. The record is from RefSeq and is a predicted model, not a curated record. NCBI's taxonomy places the organism in Eukaryota, Metazoa, Mollusca, Bivalvia, Ostreida, Ostreidae. Gene Ontology annotation, molecular function: zinc ion binding; protein binding. The coding region runs from base 57 to 1742 and encodes 561 amino acids. The transcript has 2 exons.
AAAUAGGUCACUAGAUCACCUACCUGGUAUCACCAUGUUGGAUUGAAACAGAGACUAUGGACCCAAGUAGAAGUACCCAGGAUGUUUUAUUAUGUCAUCUUUGUGAGGUGCAUGUUCCUUCAUAUCAUUGUGAUUUUUGCCACUCCAACCUAUGUAAGACCUGUGCUGGAAAACAUCUCUUGGAUGAAACUAAAGAACAUAGAGUGUUGCCAAUCAAACAGCAAAAAUCGACUACUGUUCACCCAACAUGUACAAAACAUGCCACAAACAAAUAUGAAUUCUUUUGUAAAGAGUGUAAAAUUUCUAUUUGUACAAGAUGUGUGACUACUGGUGACCAUCAAAAACACAAAUUAAUCGACUUCUUUGAAAACAUUCGAAGAAACAAGGGAGUCAUUCGAAAAGAUUUAAAGGAAUUGGAGAAUAGCAUAUACCCCAGGUAUCAGGAAAUUGCAUCGAGUAUCUCAUCUCGGAAAUCUGAUUUGAUGGAAAACUCCAAGAAAUUAAAAAUAGCUGUUUUUGAAAGAGGAAAGGAUUGGCAUAAAGAAAUAGACGAAAUCGUAAGGAAACUUGAAUCUGAUGUCGAUGAAAUGGAAGCCCAACAGUUAGAUGUCCUAAACGAACAGGAAGAUACAGUGACACGCAGCAGUUCUGAAAUCUCACAAAGCAUUGCUGAUCUGACGAAAUUAGUGGACUCUGAUGACAUUAACUCUGUCUCUUCAUAUACAUCUAGAAAUGAAGAAUUUAGACAAAUGUCUCCUCUACUCAAGAUUUACUUGCCAGUUUUCUCACCUCCAAAGAUCGACAGAGAACAACUCUUUAAAGAAUUUGGAUCUAUAUCAGCUCUUUCCAUCGCAGCAGAAGAAACUAUCUGCCCUAUGAGUUCCACAGGAAGUGACUCGUCUUCCGCCGUUAGACCACUGCUAGAUGUACCGCAGAUCAUCGCAACUAUAGACACUGGAUGUACUUGUCUUUUUGAUAUCACUGGAUUAAGUGACGAAAAAAUAUGGGCAAUGGGAGAGUGGUCGAGCGAUGGACAUUUCUCCAUAAAACUGUAUAAUUUCGAAGGGGAAUUGUUGUUUUCAUUUGGCAUAAACUUUUUGUCUUAUAUAGCGUUGACAAAGAGUGAAGAUCUUGUUUUUAUAGAUACAACAAAUAAGAGAUCGCUUAAUUUGUGUCACAUAAAAAACAAACAAGUUGAAGAGGUGAUAAGAUUUGAGACAUGGUUACCUGUCAAUGUCUGCAGUACCUCAUCUGGUGACCUAUACAUUAUAAUGAUGAGUAGCUAUGAUCUAAAACAAACAAAAGUUGUGCGUUACGCAGACUUCAAAGAGAAACAAAGCAUUCAGUUUAAUGACAAAGGGCAACCUCUCUACUCUUAUGAGCCUAAUAAAUUCCUAUGCGAGAACAGCAACCAGGAUAUCUGCGUAUCUGAUAGCGAGGCUGGUGCAGUUGUGGUGGUAAAUCGAAAUGGAAGACUGCGAUUUACAUACAACGGUCCAUCUUCUACAGCUGAGAGAUCAUUUUGCCCGUAUGGCAUCACAACAGACAGUCACUGUCGGAUCCUGACGGCAGACAGUGAUGACAACUGUAUUCACAUCUUGGAUCAAGACGGACAUUUUCUUCGAUAUAUAAACAACAUUGAUAUAGACUAUCCAUGGGGUUUAUGGGUAGACAAAAAAGACAACCUCUUCGUAGGUGAAUUUUCUUCAGGAAAAGUAAAGAAAAUAAAAUUUAUCAUGUAAAUAAGUUAUCUUCAUAGUUAGAGAGGAAAAAUAUUUGACUGUAGCAGUGCAUGUAUAUGAUAUAAACGAACGUUUCAGUAUUCAAAAACAAUGUUUAACUUAAUUGUUUAUAACUGUGCAAUUUUUAUUUACAUGUAUUAAAAUUCGUGUAAUAGGCAAACUGCAUGCAUGCCUUUAUUGAAAUUAAAUACACGAGGUGGCCAUUUUUAUAUUAAAUGUAAACAUAAAAAUUGAAUUCAGAAGUUUGUAAUUUUAUAGUGUUGGGUUUUGAAAUAUUAAAAACAAAACUGGAUAGUGUCAAAAUCAAUGAACAUGAAUAAUAAUGUAUUUUAAAUCAGCAUUAAUUGUUGUUGUGACCUACAUAACGAGCCCAUAAUAUUUAUGACCUUCAUAAAUUUCCGCGCGGGAGGUUUAACGUUCUAUUCGCUGUAACAAAUUGUACACAACCAAUUGCGCUUUACGGUAAAAGAACAAUCACACAAAAUAAUUAUAUGACUUUCCAAUUCAAAUGAACUCUAAUCUUUCAACUAGAUAAUCCAAGAUUACAUGCAGUGCUCACCGAGAAUAGGCAUUAU